AUGGUUGACAAAAGUUCAGACCAAAGUAUUAUGGAUAAAUCCAUGAGAUCGGUUUUUGUGGGAAAUAUUCCCUAUGAAGCUACCGAGGAAAAACUUAAGGAAAUUUUCAGUGAAGUUGGCCCUGUCGUCUCUUUAAAGCUUGUCUUUGAUCGCGAGAGUGGUAAACCCAAAGGUUUUGGAUUUUGCGAAUACAAGGAUCAGGAGACGGCCUUAAGUGCUAUGCGUAAUUUAAAUGGUUAUGAAAUAGGCGGACGUACUCUGCGUGUAGAUAAUGCUUGUACAGAGAAAUCGCGCAUGGAAAUGCAACAACUUUUGCAAGGACCACAGGUUGAAAAUCCAUACGGUGAACAUUGUGAUCCCGACCAGGCUCCGGAGAUAAUAACAAAGACUGUGGCAUCUCUGCCACCUGAGCAAAUGUUCGAGUUAAUGAAACAAAUGAAGUUGUGUAUACAAAAUAAUCCUUCUGAAGCUCGUCAAAUGUUGAUGUUGAAUCCACAAUUGGCCUAUGCCUUGUUACAGUCUAUGGUAGUUAUGCGUAUUGUUGAUCCACCUACGGCCUUGGGCAUGCUAUUUAAAGCCAAUCAAAUGCCUCCCGUAUUGGGUGCUAAACCAUUAUCUGGUAACGCUGGUGCACAAGGCUUGAAUUCUAUGCCACAAUCACAAAUAAUUCCGCCAGCACCCAGCAUGAGUGGUCCACCUAUGCCUGUACCAGUCCCCAAUUUUAAUUCCAUGCCCGGUAAUGAUAUUGAUUUGCGCGCCAUGACCGGGGUAAAUAUGCCCUCACAACAACCAAUGGAUCCCCGCCAAAUGGACCCAAGAAUGUCACGCAAUAUGGACCAAGAUAUGAGAUCAAUUCCCAAUCCCGUACCACCACCACUAAUGGAUCCACGCAAUCAGCGUCAAUUGCCACAGCCACAGAUGAAUACACCACCUUCAUUUCCCAGUGAUCCACGUCAAAGACCAAUGGAUCCUCGUUUGAGAGGUGCUGGUCCAGGACCCAGUGGACCUGUACCACCCCCAACGGCCCAGCAGACAGCACAACAGCAGUUACAAAAUCGUUUGGCCACCAAUUGUGGUCUUCCCAAUGAUGCCUCUGACCAAGAAAAGGCAGCAUUAAUUAUGCAAGUUUUGCAGUUAACCGAUGAGCAAAUCUCACAGCUUCCACCAGAGCAAAGAACUAGUAUUUUGGUAUUAAAAGAACAAAUUGCCAAGAGUACUCAACGUUAAAUGUAAAAUCUUAAUAAUCUUGAAAUAAUAAAAAUCUUCUAUGUAACGAUUCCAAAAUUAUUUGCAUACAGCAAAAAUACAUUAUUUUUUAAUCCUAUAAA
Molecule: messenger RNA, 1328 nt
Organism: Lucilia sericata (common green bottle fly)
Lineage: Eukaryota; Metazoa; Arthropoda; Insecta; Diptera; Calliphoridae
Gene: CstF64
Product: cleavage stimulation factor subunit 2
Exons: 4
Coding region: 1-1227 (408 amino acids)
Biological process (GO): mRNA 3'-end processing
Cellular component (GO): mRNA cleavage and polyadenylation specificity factor complex
Molecular function (GO): mRNA binding
Source: RefSeq, a predicted model, not a curated record